AUGUAUCAUAAGUUAGCUACUGCUUACCGAGAUUACACCAAGUUCAACCUCAAGGUCUGCAAACCUGAUGCUGUGUUAAUUUCGGGUAAGAGAUUUUCUAGAUCUUACAUUCAAGAAUUUUAUGCCAAUGUCGUUGCCAGAUAUGAUGGUUGUAUCGAAGAUUUACGUAAAUAUUUUACUAAAGUUUGGUCGGUUGAAGCUAUUGCAGACUCUGUUUUAAACUCUGGUCCCAAUUCCGAUUUUGCUGAAAGUAGAAUUGCUCCAAAAGGUUCCUUGUUUUAUUUAUUCAGUAAUUCCAAAUUGCGAUCUCAAAUUCCUGAAACUGUUCCAGGUACUGAUCUUGACGUGGAAGCUAUUGCUAAGACUGCAGCUGAUAUGGGAGUUUGUGUUAUGUGGAUGGUUUAUUUCUCUGCUACUGGUCCCUACAGAUUUCCUGAUAUGUUGAUUUUGAAGUAUGCUGGUAAUAACAGAAAUUUGUUUAUUGACCCCAACUCUCGUUGUUUUGAUGUAAUUACUUCUUAUUCGAAAACUAGACGUGCCAAUUUAAUGUGCAAGAGUUUAGAUAAGAAGACCUCUGAUUAUUUAUUCCAUUAUAUUUUUGUCGUUAGGGCUAUUCUCAAACAUGCCCUUAGUCACGAUUACGAUGGUAUGAAGAGGGAUUUGUUCAACGAGACUGAAGGGGAACCUGCUAAUUACUUGUUGAAUAAUUUCUUAGCUAGAUCUGUUGGUGGUGGUGACUCAGAAGAUGAUUUUGAUCCUGUUAAACAUUCCAAUAACGUCUUGAAUUCUUUUGUUUUUGUUGAUGCUAUGUCUCAUUCAUUGAUGAAUUAUCAUAAAUUCCAAUCGUUGUUGAAGGUGUACCCAACGUCUAUUGAUAGAUCUUCAAGGUUGUCUUUUAGAGAGUUGAGACAUGGAAUGAUCAAGCUAGUUCGUGAGUAUGUAAAGGUUGAAGGUGAGGAUAUGGAUGUAAUGAAUGUAAAAGAGAAACUAGCUGGUCAUUCUGCCACUACUGGGCAAAGUAUCUACGGUAACGAUGUUGAGAGUGGUGUUGGUGCAGAUGCGUCGUUGGAUGAAAAAUAUGCCACAUUAAUUAACAGUGCCUGGCAAUAUUGGUUGGGGCUUGGCUAUGGCAUAGAAAGAGAAGAAGGUGAGUCUGCUGUCGCUAAAAAUACUUGUGUGAAGAAAUACUUUUCACCAAAUGGUUCUAUCAAAGAUUUGUUUGUUGCCGGUAAGAAGUUGUAUGGUAAGGAAUUUCAAUUCAGAGAAGGUCAAUUUGAUGUUGCUGUGGAAAUUUAUUUAUCAGGAACUCAGAUUAUUCCUAUUCAAGCUCUUCCAGGUUUUGGGGAAACUGCUCUGUUUCAGAUUCCUUUGGUUGCUUUAUCUUAUGGUGACAAGAAAACUGUUUCAUUUGUGUUCGUUCCUUAUGUGUGUUUGUUAUCGAAUAUGAAGCUCAGACUAUCUUCAUGUGGUAUUAAUUGUGGUAUUUUGAAGGAUUUGUUUGUUAAUGGCCCAGCUGUUGAAGAGAAGGAUUUAUUUUGUGAUGUUUACGUCGGUACCUUUAAUGAUCUAGGUUCUGAGAAUUUUGUCCGGUUGGUCAAUAAUUGGUACAAUAUAUAUCAAGAUUGUAUUCUAGGUAUGAUUGUCAUUGAUGAGUUUCAUAAUUUAGAGACUGAACAAUCGUACCGUGGACAAUCUUUUAGAUUGAUUCCUGAGAUUAACUUUAAUCUUGCUUGGAAGGUGGUGGUGAUGACAGGUACUGCUGGUGAAAAAGGUAUGGUCAAACCUAUGAAGUUUAUUGGUUAUGACAAGGAGAUGUCAACGUCGAUGGUGUCCAAUAAGAACAGAAUCUUGUACUUUGAUUUGGUUAAUCAAAUUCCUCUCAAGAAUAUUGUGAAAAAGUUCCAAGUUUUUGAAAGAUCUACUGUGGCCGAGACUGAGGUGGAAAAGUUGGUAGAUAGAUUCAUGGAGUAUGAUACCAAGUCCAAGGUGAUUAUUGUUUGCAAGGAAAAGGUUACUGUUGAGAAGUUGUAUUUCAGGCAAGAUUCUGAAUGGGUUCAUGGGGAUUUACCAUCUGAAGAGAAGAUUAAGAAAUCAAGAAGAUUUAUAGAAGAUGAUAAGUGUAGAAUAAUGAUAGGGACGAAGUUGGUGUCAGAGGGUAUUGAUAUCAAAGCAGUUAAGUUGGUGAUAAUGCUUGAUUACCUUCCAUCAAUUGGGGAGUAUAUCCAGACGGCAGGUAGGUUGCGUGAAGGUGGGGUAUGUCUUUCCUAUUGGACCAAGAGAAGUGUUCAAACUUGUUCGGUGAAACCAGAUGUUUGCAUUAUUAAGCAGGUAUCCAAAUUUUAUGAUCUGAAUUACGACGGUCAUGAUUUAUGUUGUGGCCAUCAUCAUAAUAUCCCAGAAGAUGUUGCUAAUUUGUAUCAUUAUUUGAAUGGUGAUGGUCGUCCAAGAGUUGUGGAAGUGGAUGCUAGUAUUGGUGAUUCUGAACAUGUUGGUAAUGUUCCUUCAUUUUCUUCUGCUAAUGAGUCUUCUGUGUUUGAGGAUUUGGGUCCAGAUAUGGAUCAAUCUGAAAAUUUUAUUGCUUCUAAUGAUAGUAGUUUUCCAGGUUGGAGUAAUGAGGUAGAUAUGCCUGAUAAUUUGGAAAAUAGUAGUCGUGGUUUGGUGAAUGAGGAUAGUACGAAUGAUAAUAAUAAUAAUAGUGAUGAAAUAUUGCCUACCCCAAGAAUUGUCCUUUUACCGUUUGAUCAUGGCCCCAAUAAAAGAAGAAGAAUAAUAUCCAUGAAAGAUGAGAUUAAUGGUCUUUUUGGUUCUGCUAAGAAUGUUUUUGAAUUUAUUGGAAUCCCAUCCAAACUUUGUUCACAAUUAUUUUUUUAUGGUUUGAAUGAAAGUUGUUUGGAUUUCCCCUUGUCUGUUGUUGACAAUCCUUGUCCUGAUUGUCUGGGUGCUAAAGAUGGUGGAUGUGUCUGCUGGGAAUUUGGUCCUGCUAAGGUGAAGAAGUAUUUGGGUUUGAGUUUUAUUUUGUUGUUGAAGAUGAUCAUGUCAGAAAAAGAAUUUGAUGGUGUGAGGAAGCAUUGCCUCGAUAGGGGCCUCCAUGCUGUCAUGUUGAGAUAUGGUCGUUCGAAAUCUGUUUUAUUUGAUAAAUUCAAGACUAGUGCUCUAGCCAAAUUUUGUGAAAUUAUUGUUAGGAAACCUAAGUUACCGGUGCCUGGUGAGUUGUUUAGCAACGAUAUGGUCAUGGCAAGGUGUUAUAAUAUGAUGUGGGAGAACAUUCAAGGACGGAAGUUAGAUAUUUUGAUGUUUUUCUCGGUGAAGGAUUGUACGGAUCAAUUGAAGGGUCUAUGGGAAGCUGGUAAUGGUGAUGAUUUGGCCUUCAAAGAUAUAGAAGCUGAUGUUAAGAGAGCAAGUACUACGAGGUAUCAGAGUUUACCAUUUAUUAUUAAUUUUGGUGGUAGACCUAAUUAUUUGGUGAGUACUUGUGGGUAUGUCUUUGAAGAGUAUAUGAUUCUUUAUUCCAUUGAUAAAGAUUUUAAGUCUAGGUCUUUGUAUGAUUCUCGUGAACGUUCUAGGAAACCACCCAAAGUGAAGGUGCCAGCAUACCAAUACAUCAUGAUGAUGUUUGCUGUGUUCCAUAACCGUGAUUUCUUAGAUUACUUUUACAAGAAGUUUCCAUCAUUGCCUAGAGUUAAAUGUUUUAGUCACUGGCUGAAGUUGAUGACGUUGUCAGUUCAGUUUCCCAAUGAUCAAGGUAGAAGGCUGUAUUUGGUUGUAGGAGCUAUGUAUUAUUUAUAUUUAAAAGGAUGUUAA
Molecule: messenger RNA, 3801 nt
Organism: Naumovozyma dairenensis CBS 421
Lineage: Eukaryota; Fungi; Ascomycota; Saccharomycetes; Saccharomycetales; Saccharomycetaceae
Product: DEAD/DEAH box helicase
Exons: 1
Coding region: 1-3801 (1266 amino acids)
Molecular function (GO): RNA helicase activity; RNA binding; ATP binding
Source: RefSeq, a predicted model, not a curated record